This is a messenger RNA of Argiope bruennichi, 2899 nucleotides long. Its product is annotated as stearoyl-CoA desaturase 5-like. Gene Ontology annotation, cellular component: endoplasmic reticulum membrane. Gene Ontology annotation, molecular function: stearoyl-CoA 9-desaturase activity; iron ion binding. The record is from RefSeq and is a predicted model, not a curated record. Gene Ontology annotation, biological process: unsaturated fatty acid biosynthetic process. The transcript has 5 exons. NCBI's taxonomy places the organism in Eukaryota, Metazoa, Arthropoda, Arachnida, Araneae, Araneidae. Bases 480 to 1595 code for a protein of 371 amino acids.
UUCUUAUUUUAGAAAUGCCGGUCUUUCGCCUGACGUAAGGACAAGUGGACUUUCUUACCUCGCAUGGCUCUUUCGCUAUCUGAUAAGCCAAAAGCUGAUUUAUUUUGAUCUUUUUUUACUCCCAUCAGGAUGUGUUUCUAAAUUUAACAGGCAGUCAACCUUUGGACUCAUCUCGCUUUUCUUUUUCUGAUUAAAAAAAGCAUGUUUUGUUUUCAAUAAUAUUGGAUUUCUUUUUUUCUAAAUUCCGGUUGCAAUAGUUCAGGUUAGAAAUCAAUACACUGAACGAUGGACUUUGUAUUAGCAAAUUUUAUAUAAAAGAAAAUUCGGUCAAUUUCAAAUAUGAUUUUGGCUUUGUAAAUUGGCGAGAAAUAUUUGAUCGGCUAAGCAUUUGUAAAGGUUUGAAAAGGAGAAUUAUAAAGAAGAUUUGAACAUAUAAAAUUCUACAUUAUUAUUGCUGAAAUUUGAAUAUCUUUUGAAACAUGGCUCCAUUAUCCUCUUGCUCCGGUGUCAAUCCGACUCAAACCCUCGGCGAUCAGACAUCCGCUGACUUUGAGAUGGAAUCUCCAGAAAAGCAAUCCGAGUCUGUGAUCCAAGAGCCGGAAGAUAUCCCCGACGAAUGCGACAAAGUGGACGACAAGGAGCUCCCACCCGCGGAGAAAAGCGUUGAAGAGAUUUCCGAGGAAGGUCCCAUCAUGCAGGUCGUGUGGAGAAACGUCAUCCUCUUUGCUUACCUUCAUAUUGCAUCUCUGUACGGAGUGUACCUCAUGUUCACUUCAGCAAAGUGGCAAACGAAUGUGUUUGCUGUGUUUUUGUAUUUGCUGUCUGGUAUUGGGGUGACAGCUGGGGCUCAUAGAUUGUGGUCUCACCGCUCCUACAAAGCCAGGUUUCCUCUCAGGGUUUUCUUGGCAUUCAUUUUCACCAUUGCUUUCGAGAAUGACAUCUUCGAAUGGGCUCGAGACCACCGUGUUCACCACAAGUAUUCCGAAACGGACGCCGAUCCCCACAACGCCAAAAGGGGUUUCUUUUUCGCCCACAUCGGCUGGCUUCUCUGCCGAAAACACCCAGAAGUCGUCAAGAAGGGAAAGAAAAUCAAUCUCGAUGAUCUCAUGGCUGAUCCGGUCGUCAGGUUCCACAGAAAAUUUUAUUUGCCACUCGUCGUGCUUUGCUGCUUCGUCCUCCCCACCAUCGCACCCAUGUACCUGUGGGGUGAAACAUUCAUGAAUGCGUUUUUUAUCUCGACGUUGUUCCGCUUCUGCUUCACCCUCAACCAGACGUGGCUUGUAAACUCUGCAGCCCACAUGUGGGGAAACAAGCCCUACGACAUUCACAUCAAUCCUCGAGAGAAUACUCUGGUCGCCCUGGGAGCUGUCGGCGAAGGAUUCCACAACUACCACCACACCUUUCCCUACGAUUAUGCCACCAGUGAGUAUGGUAUCAAAUACAACCUGACCACACUCUUCAUCGACACGAUGGCCUGGUUGGGGCUUGCCUACGACAGGAAGACUGUCUCCAAGGGCAUGGUUGAAGCAAGAAAGCUGAGAACUGGUCCACGCCAGAUCCAAGCGACAGGUGGUUGUCCCACCAAGGAAGACUAAGAUUGUGUGUUUGUGGAUGCAGUAGAUAAACUGGAUCUUCUGUCGACCAAAUCUGGAAACCAUUAACUUUCAUGAGACAAUUCUAAAAAGAAUGCUGUAAAAGUGAUGAAGUUCCAUUGUCUUUUUUCUUUGUUCCGCAGAAUUUUGACCCGUGUCGUGGAAUUGAUCUGUGUCAAUAAAACUGUGUUAUAGAGCUUUCUUGUCAACUAUGUUUAUGGUCUGUUCCCCCCAAACAAUUACAAAAGGAAUUUGAGUCUGUGACUUUACAACCGGUGCAGUUUUAAAUCUAUGUUAGCAGGAAUUUGAUAACUAAAUUAAGUUUACUAAGAUAUUUAAAGAAAAUUUGUUAGAUGCUUUGUUUAUUUCAAAGUUUCGAGCUUUUUAUUGUCUUCUAUUGCUUAGUUAUGUGAUAUCAAUGCUUAGUUUUUCAUUCAUUAGUACUAAAUACUUAUUUUGGUAUUAAACUAAAUACCGAUCUCUCGUGCAGCUUAUUUUCUGAGCUUUGCCAAGCGUAGAAAUUCCUAACAAAAAGAAUUUGUAGAAAUAUUUAUUGUCUUUCUUUGCUAUUACUUUAUGCCCGUAUGCUUUAGUAGGAAUAUAUUUAUAGAUUUGUGUUGUUUUUUGAGUUUUCAAACAAGUAUUUUUCUAUGAUACAAGGAUGUUAUUUGUAAUACAUUUUUCCGAUUAUCCAAAAUUUUAUUCUCUAAUGAAAUAAAAAUCUUUCUUAAAAAAUAUUUUCGAAGUAUUUUUUCGCAUAAAUUUACUUAAUUUUUAAUUGCAUCCUCAAAAUCUAUUUAUUAGCUUAUCUUCGUAAACUUUAUGAUUGCUUGUAGGUUAAUAUUCUAAGAAGCAUUGAAAUACUCUCAGAUUGGUUUGCAAUGAAAGCUUUUCAAUUAUUUAUAAAAGUUUACGAAGUUACUUAUUGUGUUUUCUUUAUUUCUUUUGCUAUCAGUUGGCUGGCAUGUUGCUAAUUGAUAUCAACCCCGCUCCCGUGUUCGGCUGUUGCGAUAAACUAAAACAAUUUCUAGAUUUAAUUUUUGUAUAGGCAACCAUUCAUACAAAAGAUUGUUAAAAUUAAUAUUUAACUCUGUCAAAUUUUAUAAUCAAAAUGAAAAUAAGUAUUACAAAUGUAUUUUCUAAAGGAAAGUAAAUGAUUUGUAUUAUAAAUUGUCUUUAUCCUUCAAUAACUUGAUUUUUGUACCUAUUCAAUAUUUUGAUUUUUGUACCCAUUUUUAUGAAAUUAAAAAAAAUCAGAAAUUUGUGGAAAACUUAUAUAUUACGCUAUUGGCUAGAGAAAAUUUGUA